Messenger RNA from Fusarium sp. VM40, 1428 nucleotides. The record is from the annotation of a GenBank genome assembly. NCBI's taxonomy places the organism in Eukaryota, Fungi, Ascomycota, Sordariomycetes, Hypocreales, Nectriaceae.
AUGGGUUCUCAAUUGACGCCCGCGACAGCCCCUUGGGACAGGGUUCCAGCUCAGGAGCAGCUUUUCGUGUUAAUUACAGGCGCCAACAGCGGUAUCGGCCUUAGUAUCGGAGAACGACUUAUCGACGAAUUCCUCGCUACACGAUCCUUGCAGUCGCACCUCAUCCUCAUCCCUACCACACGAUCCAAAUCCAAGUCUUUACAAACGAUCAAGGCCCUCCGCGACUAUGCUCGGAAAGCUGCACAAUCUUCUACGGUGUUGCGAUCUCGGGCCGGAGGCUCACAUCGCUGGCAGGAUACUGUUGCGAGAGUCCAUGUGUUGAGCUUGCAGCUCGAUCUGUGCGACUUGCGCGGGGUGUACAAGUGCGCUCAUGCGCUGGUACGUGGACCGGUGAGCAACCCGGAGGGCUUGGAGGGCGAAUACCUCCGAAACGUACGGAUCCCGAGGUUGGAUACUGUGGUGUUCAAUGCUGCGUAUGGUGGCUGGUCAGGGGUCAACUACCCAAAGGCCGUGUGGACUAUCUUGACACAGGGUCUGGUGCAAUCUGUCACUUGGCCGAAUUACAAGAUGGCACUUCCUACAGCCCUUUUGAACGAGAAGCCCAAUUACAACUAUCCCAAGGAGCCACCCCUCGGCGAAGUAUUUACAGCAUGUGUCUUCGGUCAUUAUAUAUUAGCCCAUGAGCUCUUGCCCCUCCUUAGCCGUCGAUCCGAGUCCGAAACCCCAAGCCGUCUCAUCUGGUCAAGCAGUCUCGAGGCCAUCGGCCGCGUUCUUGACAUGUCCGACUUCCAGUGCUUCAACGGCAAAGGCCCGUACGAGUCCGCCAAACGAGUCACUGAUAUCAUUUCCCUUACUGCGUCUCUCCCUGCUGCGCUGCCGUCUUCCAGCCGUUUCUUCACGCCCGAUGACCCUGCUGAGGCUCGUGCAAAGCCCAUCCGACCGCGGAUGUAUCUCACCCACCCGGGCAUUGUUGCCAGCACCCUGUUCCCUGUCCCUUGGUUCCUCAUGUGGGCUUAUGAACUUGCCCUUGUGAUUAGUCGCUGGAUUGGUUCGCCGUGGCACAACACAGAUGCCUAUACCGGCGCCAAAUCACCUGUGUGGAUUACCCUACAGGAACAGUCUACGCUUGACGAGUUGGACGCUGAGCGUAUCAAGUGGGGCAGCAGCUCGAAUCGCCAUAUGCAGGUUAAAGUUAAGAAGUCGGAGGUCGAGGGCUGGGGCUGGGAGGGCAAGGUCGAAGAUGCGGCAGUCCUCGAGGCCGAUACUGCAGUUGGCGUGUUCAAAAAGACUGUUGGACGAAAGAAGGGAGCUGUAGACGUGACCAAGGAGGACAUUGUGAGGUUCGAAGAACUGGGUGCUGACUGCUGGAAAAAGAUGGAGAGUAUGCGAUUCGAAUGGGAGAACAUCCUUGGAGUUAAAAAGUCAUAG